Molecule: messenger RNA, 4460 nt
Organism: Astyanax mexicanus (Mexican tetra)
Lineage: Eukaryota; Metazoa; Chordata; Actinopteri; Characiformes; Acestrorhamphidae
Gene: cacna2d4b
Product: calcium channel, voltage-dependent, alpha 2/delta subunit 4b
Exons: 39
Coding region: 631-3987 (1118 amino acids)
Cellular component (GO): voltage-gated calcium channel complex
Molecular function (GO): voltage-gated calcium channel activity
Source: RefSeq, a predicted model, not a curated record
UCCCCCCAGUCUGUGAACUCACUGUGUGGCGAGAGUGUAAUCCAAGUGGAUUACGCAGCAAAGCGGUGGAUUGAGUGAUUUGGCAACGAGUCCCUGUAGAUACCCUGUCAAAACUGUUCAGCGGCUCUUUUGCACGUGGAUGCUGUGUCUGUCCUCACUUUGCUGUAUGUAGGUGGCAUCAUUUUUCUCACGUGUCUGCCCGUCCUGCAGGAGGAUCACCUGCCAGUGAAAGUUUUUCCACUUUAUUUGGAGACCAUGAUUUCUUGCUCACUUGUCAAAUUCACAAAUCAGUGGAAAAGAUGAAACCUCACAUUGGAUUAUCUGGAUUACUGAAUUUGUUUGGAGGAUUUUUUUCUGCUUUUUGACUCUCUUCUAUUUUUUUAUUCCCCCUGUCAUUAUGAAGAACAUUGAAUUGGAAUUUAUGAAGAAAAAGACAGACCUGGACCAAAUCCGCAAACCUACACCUCACCAGUAAACCUUUGAGCAGAAACCUGCAGCAGUCACAGCAGAGGGUCUUACUGGGAAAGAGAUAGCUAAAACUACUGGAGACAUCAGUAUGGAUUUUAGGAUGAGAGUGAGUUCUCACUGGAGUUAAUGGAGUUGUGAGUUCCUCCAAUGGACUUCUGUUAGAUGGCAGUGCUUCAAAGGACACAGAUGUGUUCCCCGGGGACACCUGUCUGCACUGGGCGGCCCGGGACCAGGCCUACAUGGGUCACUGUAUUUCUGCUUUACUCAGGCUGGUUCUGCCUCCUGACAAAAGCACAGAUGAAGAUUCCCCCAGAAACGGUUCAAAAAUGGGCCAAUAGCCUUUCCGUGGAGCUGAAUGCAGUUGCUUCAAAAUAUUCAGGAGCUGCUCUUCUACAGAAGAAACUCAAAGAUGUGGAGCCGAUUAUCAGAAUAGAGGAUGUGGAUGGGACUGCCAUAGUCCAGGAUUUUUCUGAGGAAAUCGAGAAAAUGCUGGGAAGCAAAAUGAAGUCAGUUAAGAGGCUUGCAGACACUGCAGAAGAUGCAGAUUUAUAUCAUGAGUUUAAUUCUACUUUAACGUUUGACUACUUUAACUCCAUGCUGAUAAACACGAUGGACGAGGAAGGAAACUUUAUUGAACUUGGUGGGGAAUUUCCUCUGGAAGAAAAUGAGCAUUUUAACAGACUACAGGUCAACACACUAAUGAGUGACAUCCAAGUGCCAACCAAUGUGUACAACAAAGAUCCAGACAUCCUGAAUGGGGUUUAUAUGUCUGAAGCUCUGAAUGACGUUUUUAUCAGCAAUUUUCAGAAAGAUCCAACGCUCACAUGGCAGUACUUUGGUAGUUCUACAGGUUUCUUCAGACUCUAUCCAGGGAUCAAGUGGACCCCAGACUCUAAUGGAGUGGUUGCCUUUGACUGCAGGAACAGGAACUGGUACAUCCAGGCUGCCACCUCUCCAAAGGACAUCAUUAUCGUGGUGGACGUCAGCGGCAGCAUGAAGGGGCUCAAACUGACCAUUGCCAAACACACCAUUAACACCAUCCUGGACACUCUGGGAGAAAAUGACUUUGUCAAUAUUAUUGCAUACACUGAUUACGUUCGCUAUGUGGAGCCCUGUUUUAAAGGCACACUGGUGCAGGCGGACUUGGACAACCGAGAGCAUUUUAAACUCCUGGUGGAAGAGCUGCAGGUGAAAGGGGAGGGGAAGGUCAAGAAGGCAAUGAAGGAGUCCUUCCGAGUGUUGAAUGAGGCUACAGCGAAUGGGCAGGGCAGCCUGUGUAAUCAGGCCAUCAUGCUGAUCACAGAUGGAGCCAUGGAAGACUUCCAGUCUGUGUUUGAGGAGUUUAACUGGCCUGACAAGAAGGUGCGAGUUUUCACUUACCUUAUUGGCCGAGAUAUGACUUUUGCAGAAAGUGUGAAGUGGAUCGCUUGUAACAAUAAAGGUUACUACACACAUAUCAACACACUGGCUGAUGUGCAGGAAAAUGUUAUGGAGUAUCUUCAUGUUCUGAGUCGUCCCAUGGUCAUCAACCACGAUCAUGACAUCAUCUGGACUGAGGCGUACAUGGACAGUGUGCUCCCCAACACUAAAGAGCUCUUUAACAGCAUGGCUCAGAGUCUGCUGUUGAUGACCACAGUGGCAAUGCCAGUGUUCAGUAAGAAGAAAGAGACGCUGUCUCAUGGCAUUUUGCUGGGAGUGGUGGGCACUGAUGUUCCUCUGCUGGAGGUCAUGAUGCUGGCCCCUCGAUACAAGCUUGGAGCUCAUGGCUACGCCUUCCUCGUUACAAACAACGGCUACAUUCUGGCACACCCUGAUUUAAGACCACUAUAUAAAGAUGGAAAGAAGCUAAAACCCAAGCCCAACUACAACAGUGUGGACUUAUCUGAGGCUGAAUGGGAGGACACUGAAGAGAUAUUGAGAACUGCCAUGGUAAAAGGAGAGACAGGUACACUAACCAUAGAUGUGAGAUCUGCUGUGGACAAAGGGAAAAGACCUUUAUUCCUCAAAAACGAUUAUUUCUACACAACCAUCAAUGAAACACCAUUUAGUUUUGGGAUGGUGCUGACUCGGGGCCAUGGAGAAUACGUGUUUUUUGGAAAUGUGUCUGUUGAAGAGGGUCUUCACGACCUCCAGCAACCAGACCUUACCAUAGCUGAUGGGUGGACCUACUGUGAGACAGAUAUUGACCCCCACCAUCGAAAACUCUCUCAGCUCCAAGCAGUGGUACGGUACCUGACUGGAAAAGAGCCCGAUUUGGAGUGUGAUGAAAUUCUGCUGCAACAAACUCUGUUUGAUGCUGUGGUAACAGCUCCUCUAGAGGCCUACUGGACAGCACUGAUGCUGAGCGGCAAUGGAGUGGAGGAUGGGAUUGAGACUGCCUUUCUCGGAACCCGCUCAGGCCUCAUGCGAGUCACCAGAUACAGUGGCAUUGAGAAGCGAAAGGGAAAGAAUUUCUUGACCCGGGCAGACAAGGAGAACCUUUUCACUGUGGACCACUUUCCAAUUUGGUACCGUCUGGCAGCUGAAAACAAACCGGGGCAAUUUUUAUACUAUGUCCCUGAUGAUGACGUCAACAAAGGCAAGUACACAGCCGUGGCAGUGACCUCUGUGACUGUGACAGAGGGGAAAAGGACGGCAAUGGCUGGAGCAAUCGGAGUGCAAAUGUCAUUGGACCUGCUGGAGAGAAAAUUCUUGGCUACUACUAAACAGUCAAAUGAGACAGAUUGCAGCAAUAUAGAAGGUUUAUGUCCUCUCAGCUGUGAGAGUGUUGAAAUUAAUUGCUACCUGGUGGACAACAACGGCUUUAUAGUCAUGUCCACGGAGAGAGGGGAUAUUGGGAGGUUCUUUGGGGAAGUUGAUGGCUCAGUGAUGGCCCAGCUCCUGAAAUCAGGCUUGUAUAAAAGGGUGACCCUCUACGACUACCAGGCCAUGUGCAAGAACAGCCAUCAUCACUCCAGUGGAGCCCGGCCGCUUCUCAGUCCUUUCUAUGGCCUGAUGGCAGCAGUCAAGUGGCUCUUCUCAAACCUCAUGCUGUUUUUGUUGGAGUUCAACAUAUGCGGAUUGUGGCAUAAUGACUACUUGGCUGAUGCCAAGUCUACAUAUCAUGCCACGCACAGACAGAAGAAGGUGGAGUCCAUGGUGCCCUGUAACACCGAAUACCCUGGAUUCAUUUACGACAGCACCAUAAGGGAAACCAACAGCAUCAUCAAAUGUGGCCGCUGUCAAAAGAUGUUUGUGCUUCAGCAGGUUGUGAACAGUAACCUGGUGUUGCUCGUGGUGCAGGCGGACUGUGACUGCUCUCGCCAGUAUGCUCCCAUCACCCUCACCCCCAGAGAGGUCAAAUAUAAUGCCACAGUGAAAUGCAACAGGAUGAAAUCACAGAAGAUCCGAAGACGCCCAGAGUCCUGUCACGCUUACCAUCCUCAUGAAAAUGCAAAGGACUGUGGAGGAGCGUGUGAGAUAUCAAUAUCAGUGGCUCUCUUCUUCUUAUCCCUGGUCACAUCACUGGCCCUUCGCUGAUGAGAAAAGACAUAUAUCCCUCUGCCGUGACUGCAAGGAUCCAAAAUGACUUAGGCCAGAUCUUCAGUGUCCUUGAGACAGUCGGCAGCUGUUGAAGAGGAAGAAUCAGUGGUGAACAGGACUUCUCAACCUGUAGCAUUAGGAAUUCAUCUGAAAAUGGGCUACACUGUAUUUGUAUUCUGGUUUUACUCUUCUGAGCCAAAUAUGUUUCUUUUGCAGCAGGAAGGUGUUGAAGACAUGAACUGGUAAAUGUGCUUUGGAUGUAUUUAUGGGUGAUUACAGCAGCAUGAAAGCCUACCAGCUAUUCCACCAUGUAUUAUGGUGCCCUCUGCUGCACUUGGGGUGACACUGCAGACUAUUUGACAUCAACCCAGUACCAAUUUGCAUUUGCUGAACUAGCGCUAGGCCUGGAAAUGUAGUGCUGGUAUCAUGCAGACAGGUUAAAAUAUCAGUUCAGAUUUUUUUUUAUAAAA